This is a messenger RNA of Drosophila grimshawi, 2262 nucleotides long. It is a transcript of the gene Tsp97E, whose product is annotated as tetraspanin-13. The record is from RefSeq and is a predicted model, not a curated record. Gene Ontology annotation, cellular component: membrane. Bases 133 to 834 code for a protein of 233 amino acids. The transcript is spliced from 4 exons. Lineage: Eukaryota; Metazoa; Arthropoda; Insecta; Diptera; Drosophilidae.
UCGAAUGUGUAUUACAGUGAAAGGGAAACCUGCGCCAUACAAGUACCAAAUAAUUAGCUAAAAUUCUUACAAUUUAAGAAUUAAACAUAUUCAAAUAUAACUAAGAAGCGGCAGAUAAGCGCAAUCAGCAAAAUGUGUGGUGGUUUUACCUGCUCGAAGAACGCGCUAAUUGCGCUCAACAUUUUGUAUGUGAUGAUUGGUUUCUUGCUGAUUGGCGUUGGUGUCUACGCUCGGGCUGCGUCGGUCGUUACAAAUCUGCCAAUUGUUGGCGGCAUCCUUGCCUGCGGCGUGAUACUCAUCUGCAUAUCCAUGCUGGGCCUCGCUGGCGCUGUCAAGCAUCAUCAAGUGAUGCUCUUCUUUUACAUGAUCAUUCUGUUCAUGCUGUUCCUCAUUCAGUUCUCGAUUGCCAGCUCCUGUCUGGCUGUGAAUGCCGAGCAGCAGCAACAGUUUGCCGAGCAGGGCUGGAAGACGGUGCCGCCAAAGUUGCGCAAACAGGUGCAGGAUAGUUUCCGUUGCUGUGGCUUCAAUGCCACCACCACACCAACCACCACCAGCACCACCACCAUAACCAAUGUUAACGAUGAGGAGCCCAGCUGCGAUCUGAUUAAUCGGGAGUGUUGUGCCGAUUCCAAGGAUCCGUUAUGUCAUUGUGGUCCCUGUGGCCCCCUGCUAGAGGAUAAGAUUGAUUAUGCCUUUAAGCUAUGCGGUGGUCUGGGCAUCUUCUUCAGCUUCACUGAGGUUUUGGCCGUUUUCUUUGCGCGUCGCUAUCGCAAUCAGCACGAUCCUUGCUAUUUGCCUGCUCGCGCCGUCUUUCCACACAACUAUCAGUACUGAAGAUAAAGGACACUUUGUUGUGGAAAGCUGCCACAAGAUGAUCAAAGAGAACCAAGGCGCAGGCAACACUUUUAGUCAAUGGGACGAAGGCUGAUUUAUAAUUUUUACACAAAACUUCCUAGCAAGAACUGAAUUGAGUGGAAGUCGAAAUGCAUUCUUGAAUAUUUGCAUAUAUUACUAAUAUAAAUAUAUAUAAAUGCUUGCUUAGUCAGUUCUUAGUUUUUAGCUGUGCAAAAAAUCGAGAUUAAGUUCCAACUCGCAAAUUGAGAUUAUUUUUAGUUAAUGGUGUUCUUUUAUUGUGUAAAUUUCUCUGUGUAAUUGUUUGUACAAUUUAUGUAUUAUUUGUAAGUAGCACUUUAGAAAUAUACACAUAUAUGUUUUAUUUGCAACUGGCAACAAUCACAAAAGUCAACUCAAAAACUGCUGUACCACUACAGAAAAAGAAAGAAAAAAAUCAUUUCGAACCUGAUCUUAAGCGUAGAACCAAGUCAAAUGUAACUAGCAAACUGGCAACUGUGUUUUAAACAUAUACAUAAACACAACAAACUUAUAUACAUAUAGAUACGGUCGAUAUAUAUAUAAAUAUAUAUAUACAAACAUAAUUCAAUAUAAAAGGUAACAUAUAUAUACAUAUAUAGAUGUUAGAUGUGUGUUAAAAAGAAAAAAGAAGAAAAGAAAACUUUGAAAUUAGCACUAAAAGGCAAACCUAUAAAAAUACAUGUCAACAAAUAUUUGAUAAGUUUGAAAAUAAUAUCACAAACACCUUCCAAAGAAACAAAAACAACAACAACAAGCCUUGAGCUUUAUUGCUGCUUUUCCUCGCUGCCUCUUCUAUCCCCCACCCCACCCUGCUCUGCAGUUAUCAAUACAUUUUCCAAUUUACACAGCAGCGCCUUCAGCUGCUACCGCUGUCUCCUAGCGCUUGCACCCACGCGAGCCUUUUCUUGUUUUCCUCUCACACCUAUACACACACACACAUUCACACUCAAUAUAACCAAUAGCUUUUCUCUUGCGUUUCAAUUUCAUACUUCCUUUCCAAGGCCACAAGGAAACCCUGAAAUGAAAAUUCUCUGUAUUCUGUGCUGUGAUUGAAGUAAAUAUGAUCUUUAAAAACUAAAUAAAUUCUCGAGUUUCAUUUCCCUUCAGCCCAAUUAAAGCCACUAACGAGCACAGCUGUCUGGCUGCAUCGGCAUCCUUAGCACACGGUUUCAACUUACCAACCAAAUGGGAUAGCUUCACAUCGUUAUUUGCGGCCGUCGAGGAGUGGCCACUGUGGUUGCAAGUAGCCAAGGAAAAAAAGUUAUAGAAAAGUGAAAAAUUAGUUCACCUUGGAAAACAAAUAAGUUCUUAAGUGCUGCCAGAAAUUGUAUAAUUAGUGUCCAAUCAAAAAAUGUUAUAAAUACAAUAAUCAGGAUAAGAUGGAUAUUG